Molecule: messenger RNA, 1577 nt
Organism: Vitis riparia (riverbank grape)
Lineage: Eukaryota; Viridiplantae; Streptophyta; Magnoliopsida; Vitales; Vitaceae
Product: protein ZINC INDUCED FACILITATOR-LIKE 1-like
Exons: 14
Coding region: 130-1311 (393 amino acids)
Biological process (GO): transmembrane transport; regulation of stomatal closure
Cellular component (GO): plasma membrane; plant-type vacuole membrane
Molecular function (GO): solute:potassium antiporter activity
Source: RefSeq, a predicted model, not a curated record
CUUUUGCAAACACCAAGUCUGCACCACCCACUUACAUUAUUUGCUUCCUUGUCUGUCUGCAUCUUGUUUCCCCGGGCUCCAAACGGCGCUGGUGCAACUGCAGCAUUGUUUUGGGCGGUCCCGGAGCAAAUGGCGGAAGAGCAGCAGGUGCCGCUGUUGAAGAAGGUUUACUUUCAGAAUUGCUCAGGGUGUAGAGUGGAACAGCUUAAAGAGACCAGACGCGGUUUACCCAUUAGGGAGCUUCUUUCUAUAUGGACUGUGGUGCUAUGCACUGCAUUGCCGAUAUCAUCUCUCUUUCCAUUCCUUUAUUUCAUGAUUAGGGACUUCCAUAUAGCAAAAAGAGAGGAAGACAUUGGUUACUAUGCUGGUUAUGUGGGGUCUGCAUUUAUGCUUGGAAGAGCAUUGACAUCUGUUGCCUGGGGAAUGGUGGCUGAUCGAUAUGGCCGAAAACCUGUUAUAAUGAUAGGCACUAUCGCAGUGGUUAUUUUCAACACUCUUUUCGGUCUUAGUGUAAACUUCUGGAUGGCCCUCUCUACAAGGUUUCUUCUUGGAAGUCUGAAUGGUUUACUUGGGCCAAUUAAGGCAUAUGCAGCUGAAAUUUUCCGUGACGAAUACCAAGCUCUAGGACUGUCAACAGUUAGUACAGCAUGGGGCAUAGGAUUGAUCAUUGGACCAGCUUUGGGAGGUUUCCUUGCCCAGCCUGCAGAAAAGUAUCCGGAUAUAUUCUCUGAAGAUUCUCUAUUUGGAAGAUUUCCAUACUUCUUGCCCUGCCUGUUUAUAUCAGUUUAUGCAAUGAUUGUAACAGUUGCUUGUUGUUGGCUUCCGGAAACAUUGCACACACAUAAUGAAAACAAAAAAUCAAGAGAAGACUCAUAUGAUGCUUUGGAAGCGGCCAAUGGUGGGUCUAAUGCAAAAGAAAAAGAACAAGAAAUUGAAGGAAGUGAACCAACUUCUAAUGAAAGCCUCUUUAUGAAUGGGCCUUUGAUGUCUUCUAUCAUUGUCUACUGUGUUUUUUCACUACAUGAUAUGGCUUAUACAGAGGUGUCCAUUAUAACUGGCAUGUUCCUUCUGCAAAACAGUGCUGUGGACCAACACCAGAGAGGAACUGCUAAUGGCAUUUCUAUGACUGCAAUGUCUCUUUUCAAAGCAGCUGGUCCUGCUGGAGGAGGCGCACUCUUUUCUUGGGCACAAAAGCGACAGGAUUCUGCUUUCUUCCCAGGUGACCAGAUGGUUUUCUUAAUCCUGAAUGUGGUUGAGGCAAUCGGAGUGCUCAUGACAUUCAAACCAUUUCUAGUUCAAAGGCGUCGAUAGAGGAAAAUGAGUCUGAUUCAACUUCAGGCCGUUAGGAUUAUCACCUCAGUAUGACUCUUUGGUAGCAUUGCACCUGUCUCCAUUCAUUAUAGGGAGGAUAACUUGCAUCCUGUAGUAACCCUUUUGGGGGGGGUAUAUUAGAUCAACAACAGUGUGCCCUGUAUCUACUGCAUUUUGUACACCAGUAAAUUACUGCCUACCUGCAUAUUGUUUGACAUAUUUGGUUACCAAUGAGCAGUUCAUGAGUUGGCAAAACUCUUGUUUGA